ACUGUGUUCAUAGUAGAGUAGUAAAAUGUGGUCUUCAGAAAGAUUGCACAUUCUUAUGAGUCUUCUUUCUUUCCGCUCACAGGAAAUCAUGACGAAAGAGGAUAUCAUCAUCACCGGCAUCUCCGGACGAUACCCGCAAGCAGACAGCUUGUCGGAGUUCAAGGAGAAGCUCUUCGGGGGCGUCGACCUUAUCACGGACGACGAGGCUCGCUGGCCACGAGGUUUCCUCGGAGUGCCCGAGAGAAUGGGAACCAUCAAAGACUUGUCGCGCUUCGACGCAAGCUUCUUCGGAGUGCCGCCUAAGCAGGUGCAGCUCAUGGACCCUAUGCUGCGUCUUCUUUUAGAAACUUCGUACGAAGCCAUCGUCGAUGCCGGCUACGAUCCGGCAACGCUGAGAGGACGCAAGAUUGGCGUCUUCAUGGGAACCGUACUGUCCGAGACGUUGAUUGCGUUUGCCGGUGACGCGGCCACGAUCGACGGUUACAUCAUGACCGGAGCAUCGCUGCAUAUGUUCUCGAAUCGGGUCUCCUACUGCCUCGACUUUUGCGGACCAAGCAUGACGAUCGACGCGGCAUCCUCCUCGACCAUGACAGCAUUGAGCCUAGCGCUGCAGUCGCUUCGCUGUGGUGAAUGCGAGGCGGCCAUCGUUGGGGGCUCCAAUGUCAUGCUCGAUCCCGUCUCCACACUGUGCGAGUUGAGAUUCGGCAUGCUAUCACGAGAUGGAAAAAGCAAGAGCUUCAACGCCAACGCGGACGGUUACGUGCGAAGCGAAACCAUAGGAGCCAUGUUUCUUCAGCCGGCUUCGGAAGCACUGAGGUUCUAUGCCAAGGUGAUUAACGUCAGGGGCAACGCAGACGGCUACAAGGUUGAAGGGAUCACAGUUCCGUCGAGCAGGAGGCAGGAGGAGCUUCUUCGCGAAGUGUACGCCGGAGCCAACGUCGACCCACUGAAGGUCACCUACGUCGAAGCCCACGGCACCGGAACGAAGGUGGGAGACCCUCGGGAGAUGGCGGCGCUCAGCAGAUUCUUCUGUGUUCCGGAGCGGAAGAAGCCCCUAAAGAUUGGCGCGGUCAAGAGCAACGCGGGCCAUGCCGAAGGCGCCUCCUCAAUCUCCACGAUUUCCAAGGUGAUCAUCCUUAUGGAAGCAGGCAUGAUCCCGCCAAACUUACACUUCAAUGAUCCUAACCCGAGCAUUUCGUGUCUUCACGACGGAAGCACCGAGGUGAUCUCCAAAGUUACGCCCUUCGAAGGAGGCCUGGUUGGAAUCAACGCGUUCGGAUUUGGUGGGACCAACGUUCAUGCCAUUCUGGAGUCAAACCCGGGACCGCACGUGGACACCAUGACCCGGGAAAAGCCUGAGCUUCCCAGGCUCGUUCUCAUGGCUGGAAGGAGCGAAGACUCGCUGAGAAAAACUCUGGACAGGCUGGAAGCCGACGGACCCUACCCCGAUUCCGCGUACGCCCUCUUGAACCGAGUAGGGCAGCCCAGCGUAAAGCAGUUCCCGUUCCGUGGCUACGCCUUGAUUCCCGUGGACGGCUCACAGAAGGCCGUCACCAAGGUCGUCGAGGAGGUCCUCCCAGCAAAGAGACCACUGUGGUUUGUAUUCACCGGCAUGGGCUGCCAGUGGAAUGGCAUGGCAAGACAGAUGAUGCAGUUCGACGUGUUCGCCCGCUCCAUCCGCACAUCGCAUGACCUACUGGCGAAGAACUUCGGCCUCGACCUCAUCGACCUGGUGACCAGCGUCGAACCGCGAGGCCCGGAAACCGUGGCGAACGUCCUUGUGUCCAUCGUAGCCAUUCAGGCUAGACCUAUUCGAGAGUGA
Molecule: messenger RNA, 1822 nt
Organism: Dermacentor andersoni
Lineage: Eukaryota; Metazoa; Arthropoda; Arachnida; Ixodida; Ixodidae
Source: RefSeq, a predicted model, not a curated record